CACGCGGUUGCUUUACACGCCCCUCUAUACGCGCCGUGACGCACUUCCUGUUUACACGCGCUGGCGUGGCUGGCGGCAGCAUGGCAGUGAGUCAGGCAGAGGAUCCAGCGCGCGGAGACUCUCUAAUCACAGCACUGAGACGGUAUGGUGACGUGUGAUGGAGUUGAGAGCUGGAGCAUUAAGAAGGUGGCGCUCUGGCUCAGGGAGCAAGGCUUCAGCGAAUACGUGGAGCUUCUAUGCGUUAAGCACCGCGUGGAUGGAGCCGCUUUGUUGUGUUUAACAGAACAUGACCUGCGAUCGCCGCCGCUGCAGCUCUCGCGCCUCGGAGACAUCAAGAGGCUCGCACUCGCCCUGCGACGGCUUCAAAGGCGGCACACACGCUCACGCGCGUCGCUCAGUGACUCCGGGACAGGCAGUUUGUUUCUCUUACAUACCUCAGGAUCAAAACGCUGCUCGUGGAACGACAGCACGGACCAAAACGUCUCACAGAGUAAUGGUAUCAGUAUGGCGGUGUCGGGGGGGCAUCGCCACGGUUACUCAAACGGGAAGUGUAAGAAGGACGACGACUGUCUGGAUCCUGAGGGAUGGAAGACAGCAGUGAGCUCUGUCUAUGUGAUGCUGGUGUUUGGCAUCACCUCCUUUGUCAUGGUCCUGGUGCACGAGAGGGUGCCUGACAUGCGCACAUACCCACCUCUGCCCGAUAUAUUCCUCGACAGUGUUCCUAGAAUUCCCUGGGCUUUUGCUAUGGCUGAAGCCUGUGCUCUUAUCCUGUGUUACAUAUUACUCCUAAUACUGCUGCUGCACAAAUACAGAUCUAUUCUCUUUCGCAGAUUCUGUAGUUUAACAGGAACUGUGUUCCUGCUUCGCUGUGUCACUAUGUUCGUCACCUCCCUGUCUGUCCCAGGACAUCAUCUGCAGUGCUCAGGAAAGAUGUAUGGUGAUAUCUGGUCGAAGCUCUUGCGAUCAUUAGAGAUUUGGAGUGGCUUUGGCAUGUCCCUGACCGGGGUACACACAUGUGGGGAUUACAUGUUCAGUGGACACACAGUGAUUCUCACCAUGCUAAACUUCUUUGUCACAGAGUACACUCCACGUAACUGGCACAUUUUGCACACUUUGGCAUGGGUGCUGAACUUGUUUGGGAUCUUCUUCAUCCUGGCUGCUCACGAGCACUACUCCAUCGAUGUUUUCAUCGCCUUCUACAUCACCACCCGGUUGUUCCUGUACUACCACACUCUGGCCAACACACGGGCGUAUCAGCACAGUCGCCGAGCUCGCAUCUGGUUUCCAAUGUUCUCCUUCUUUGAGUGCAAUAUCAACGGCCCCAUCCCCAACGAGUACUGCUGGCCCUUCUCCAGGCCCGCCUUCAUAAAAACAGUUAUUGGCUAAAAAAAACGUGUUUGUCACAGCUAGGCUGUCUUGACUUAUUGUCCAACAGAUUUAUACUGUUGAGGAGAAUAAUAUAUUUAUUUUAUUCAUUAAUUCUUUGGGAUGAAUGGCAGCAUUUGGUAUUUUCCUGUUAGCUAAAGCGAAUCUUUUGUGUUUUGGAUUCGGACAUUAAUCUCGUACUAGUCAGUACCAACGGAGUGCAUGACUACUCUGGAGAACCAAAGUCCAGAGUUCUCUCUUAUCUCAUUUAGUCAUAAAUAUUUACAGGAAAUUGAACAGCUGGCUUAAGAUAUAGCACCACACAUUAGAGAGCUGACACUGAUGCUCACAGUAGUUGCGUAAGAUGUGUUCUGUGCUGCACAGUAUCCUUUUUUUAUGUAAACCUUUUGUAGUGUAAAAUGAUCUUGAUUUAAAAAAUAUUCUGUAACGAAGGUCUGUUGUUUACAGUGAUGAUAUGACAGGUUUAAAACUUUUUUAGCUUUUGUAUUCAGAAUUCAGUCUAGAGUUAAACUGGUAGCAUCGAUACAUAGCAUUAAUACGUUUUCUAACAAAUAGCAAAAAAUUACAGAUGCAACCAGUACUAAUAUUUAUUUAGUAUAAACCAGGUGAGUCUCCACAUGCUUUCUUUUAUCUUUUUAAUUUUUUUUUGGAAACAAGCGAACCUGGUGCGCACAUUAUCUUAAUAUCUAUAAACCAACUCCUAGCUCUGUUUGUUUCAUCGCACUGUAUUUAAACUAGACUGCUAAAAAGUCUGUUUCUUGUAUUAAAUGAAAAUGGCUCUACAGUAUAUGCAUUAAGAGGUUUACAAAAGAAACAGAUUUUAAAUGAUCAUGGGCAGUACUUUGUAACAAAAAUCAUGAAUUUUUAUACCAUGUAAUACGUUUUUUUUUCUUCAAUAUUUUGUUCUGAAAAUGUUCUGGCAAUUCAUGGAGAAAUAUGCAUUAGUUUAAUGGAAGAUCAUUAUACAAUAAUUUGUGCAAUUCACUGUUUCAGAAAAUUCACACUGGUGCCAUCUUCUGCAUCAUAAAUACUUCAGCCUCUCUGGUCACUGAGUAUUCCCCCUAAUUGUCAAUACCGCUUUAUCCUGUAAACAGGAUCGUGCCUGGCCUGGGGCCUAUCCUGCAAACUUCAUGCACACAGACCCAAGGCAGGAACCAAAACCAGAAUCUGGAGGUGCAAGGUGACAGUGCCAAUCACUAAGCCAAGUUUUGUCCAUACCUACAUUAUUCCUAACAUUACACACA
This is a messenger RNA of Clarias gariepinus (North African catfish), 2630 nucleotides long. RefSeq names its product sterile alpha motif domain containing 8 (gene samd8a). Gene Ontology annotation, biological process: ceramide biosynthetic process. The record is from RefSeq and is a predicted model, not a curated record. NCBI's taxonomy places the organism in Eukaryota, Metazoa, Chordata, Actinopteri, Siluriformes, Clariidae. Bases 145 to 1386 code for a protein of 413 amino acids. Gene Ontology annotation, molecular function: sphingomyelin synthase activity; protein binding; ceramide cholinephosphotransferase activity. The transcript is spliced from 6 exons. Gene Ontology annotation, cellular component: Golgi membrane; endoplasmic reticulum membrane.